GGGAAACUAAUCUCGCCGUCAGACCAACAAGCGUCACAGAGAGACCACAUGAGAGGAGCUGGCUGCACAAUUAGACCAGUCCUCUGUUUUGUUUCUCUGGACCUGAGUCUUCAUGCAUCGAGACUGAAUAAGAAGUCGCUCAGAUUUUUAGAGAGGAUAUUGGAAUUUUGUAGAAAUGCAAGCAGUCAGGUCUCUGUUUAUCUCCCAGUGGUCCUCAGAUGUGUCCCUGGAGGGAAAGACAGCCAUCGUGACGGGGGCUAACGUGGGCAUUGGAAAAGAGACGGCCAAGGACCUGGCCAGCAGAGGUGCCCGGGUGAUUUUGGCGUGCAGAGACAUGGCAAAGGCAGAGCAGGCCGUCCGUGACAUCAUGAGGGAAGUGGAGGGGGCCAGGGUGGUCGCCAAGCAACUGGAUCUCGCUGACACCAAGUCGAUCUGCCAGUUUGCCGAGAAUGUCUACAACAGUGAAAAGUAUCUUCACUUCCUGAUCAACAAUGCAGGCGUGGCUAUUUGCCCUCACGCCACGACGGUGGAUGGAUACGAGUUGCAGUUCGGAGUCAACCACUUGGGCCAUUUCUUCCUGACCUUCCUGUUACUCGACCUGCUGAAGCACUCUGCCCCGGCCCGCGUCAUCAACCUGUCGUCGUCGGCUCACGCCAUGGGCAGGAUCCACUUCGAAGACCUCAGCGGCGAGAAGGACUACCACCCGGUGCGGGCGUACGCGCAGAGCAAGUUGGCCAACGUCCUGUUCACCAGGGAGCUGGCCAAGAGGACUGAGGCCUUUGGUGUGACGACUUAUUCCGUGGACCCCGGGGUGGUGAACACUGAAAUAACCAGGCACAUAGGGCGCCCUCUUCUGGACGUAAUCAAGACAAUGGGUAUGCUGUUCAGGACCCGGCAGAGGGGGGCCUACACCACCGUCUACUGCACCGUCACCCCUGAGCACCUGCUGCACACAGGAGGAUACUACAGGGACUGUGCCAGUGCAAAGAGCUGCCGGGCCGGACAGGAUGAUGGCAUUGCCUCAAAGCUGUGGGCUGUGAGCUGCCACCUGCUGGGCAUCUGCUGGAGAUAA
Platichthys flesus (European flounder) is the source of this 1072-nucleotide messenger RNA. RefSeq lists its product as uncharacterized. The record is from RefSeq and is a predicted model, not a curated record. Lineage: Eukaryota; Metazoa; Chordata; Actinopteri; Pleuronectiformes; Pleuronectidae.